AAAAUCAGCUGUUUGAGGAAAAAAAUAUUUUGGUGAUAAAAAAAUACUGUUUGGUGUUUAGUAUUUAUUAAUUUUCUGUUUUGUUUGUUUUUGAGUUGAAAAUUAACAAAUGGUUAUUGAAAGAAAAUAAUAAUAAUUUAUUAUUUUGAAGAUGGCACUGUACGACAACAAAUAUUGGCUGAUGUCUCAUAUAAGAAAUUCAUUUAUUGCUACUGAUGCUACAGGCAUGUGUGAAGUUGUUAUGGUAGGUGAAGGAAAGCACCUGCAAGAAAACAUAUUUAUGAAAGAAAGUUUCAGAGACUCAGAACAAAGUGGCGAAGAAGAUGAUGAUGAGGAUGCAGGUUCAUAUGAUCUUCAAAUAAAUGCAGACUACAGCUUAAGCAGGGAAAGAUCGAUGACAGCUGCUAGACUGGAAAAACUAGAGUACCAUUCCAAAAAAGCCGCUAAAAUAAAACAUGUAAAAUGGGAGAGUAAAAGUGAUAAAAAUACCGACGACACCGCAGCUAAAGACUUGUUUGUUAUUAAAAAAAAAGAAGAUAAAUCAGACGUCAAAACUCCAAAAAAAUCAGCUUUAAGUGCCCUAAUGGAGCAAUCGACCCAUUUACCUCCUAACCCUUACAUGGAAUUCGCUAAGUUUGACGGUGCCGGGCAAAUAAACAUCCCUACAAAAAAGUACGGAAUAUUUUUGACAAUGUUACCAGAAGAUCAAAGAAACUACCCUCUUAAUGUAACCUGUAUUGCCACCGCCAAAAUACAGGAUUUGAUUGGGUUGAUUUUGUUAAAGUUCAGCACCAACUAUGCAGGCGACUAUGCAAUGAAACCCGUAUCAAAUUAUGGACUUUAUAUUACAGAAGAAGAUGGAGAAGUGGACAGUGACUUUUCGCAUUUAGAGCCCAAGGAGUGCGUUGCAAAGUUUGGAUUCACUUGCUUAGGUCUAGUAGAACAUACAGAGCCCCCAAAAGUUAUUGCACGCUCAGAUAGUUAUCAAGCUAAAACAGAUAACACAGCUUCACCUGACACCAAUGAGAAAAAAAGAACAACGUCGUCUUCUAAAGCUGAAGAAACCAAACAGAUAAGGCAUGACUUGAUGAUUAUGGAUGUCCACAAUAAAGCCAUGGAAGCCCCUUUAUAUAAAUCAUACAGGGUAUCCAUAGCUAAUAAACUUUUGUGGUGGAAUAUAGAAGUACAUCUCGGUAUAAGUAAUGAAAAAAUCGAAAUAGAUCCCAUUACUCAAAAAAAUUCAAAAUUGCAACUGGUAAAGCAAACUCCAGUGAGCCACCCUAUGGAUUGUAUAGCGUGGUGUGAAGAAACGGAGAGCCGGGGAAGUAAAAGUAAUUUUAGAGUGGUUUAUGCCUCGGGAUAUGGGAUUCCAACUACUGAUAGCUCUAAUAUGUACACACCCUCAUUUGGUGCAUCAUCUGCAUCGAUUCAGUCGUCGCCCAGCUUUAAGCACUACGACUUUGAAGCAGAAAAAUCAAUAGCAGAUGAAAUCGUCCAAAAAAUUAAUUUAAUAUUAAAACUUAGAUCAAGCCACUGUAGAAGGGAAUACUUAGCUGCUAAAGAAAAGAAACAUUUGGGCAAGCGAAAAAGUUUCAAAUAUUUAAAGCCUUAAUAAUAGAUCUUUUUUGUAUUUUUACGGUUAUAUUUAUUAACGAAAUAAAAGUAUUAUUUAUUA
This is a messenger RNA of Anthonomus grandis grandis, 1675 nucleotides long. It is a transcript of the gene Sin1, whose product is annotated as stress-activated map kinase-interacting protein 1. The transcript has 8 exons. Gene Ontology annotation, biological process: TORC2 signaling. Lineage: Eukaryota; Metazoa; Arthropoda; Insecta; Coleoptera; Curculionidae. Gene Ontology annotation, cellular component: TORC2 complex; plasma membrane; cytoplasm. The record is from RefSeq and is a predicted model, not a curated record. Gene Ontology annotation, molecular function: phosphatidylinositol-4,5-bisphosphate binding. Bases 152 to 1612 code for a protein of 486 amino acids.